AUGAGCGGACAGAAGUUCCAGUAUGACGAGAGCGGAGGGACAUUCUUCUAUUUUCUGCUCUCGUUCUUGGCGCUACUGCUGGUACCCGGGACCUUCUAUCUCUAUCCCUGGCCACGUUGCUCGAAACAAGAUCCUGAUCAGUUAACCAAAGAAUGUCAGUGCGAUGGGUGCAAGAAGAAGAAAGAUAUUCUUCAAAGGAAUAAACCUUGGAAGGAAGCUUUCUUCAGGAAAGUUCUAAUCUUUGUGGGAUGGGGUAUUCUGAUAUUUUUAACUAUCAAGGUGUCCCAAUUUGAUUACGAAAUGGCCAACUUUGAUCCAUAUGAAAUAUUGAGUAUACCACCUGGUUCUUCCCAAAGUGAGAUUAAAAAAGCUUACCGCAAGCUUUCCUUAAUUCUUCAUCCUGAUAAGGAAACGGGAAAUGAAAAAGCUUUUAUGAAACUGACUAAAGCUUACCAAGCUUUAACGGAUGAUGAAGCACGAAAAAACUGGGAAAAAUAUGGAAAUCCAGAUGGUCCAGGAGCAAUGAGUUUUGGUAUAGCUUUACCUUCCUGGAUUGUUGAAAAGGAGAAUUCAGUAUGGGUUUUAGGACUAUAUGCAUUAGUAUUCAUGGUUGUUUUACCAACGGUUGUAGGAAUGUGGUGGUACAAGAGUAUUCGCUACACUGGUGAUCAAGUUCUCCUCGCAACGACCGAGAUGUAUUACUUUUUCUUCGUAAAAACGCCGUCUAUGUCAUUAAAGAGAGUCAUCAUGAUACUUGCUGCUUCCUUUGAAUUCUUCAAGAAGCGUAACGCGGAAAUAGUCGAGAGACAUUCCGACAGUGAAGAAGUUCCAUCGCUUAUCAAACAGCUACCUAAUUUAGGAGAGAAAAACAAGGAAGUACCAUUGUGUCAUUUGUAUUCAAUUAAAGCUCGAGCACUGCUUCAUGCGCAUUUAUCUCGUAUCCCGCUCAAUCCCGAGACAUUGGAUAAAGACAGACAGUAUAUUGUAAAGAAAUGUCCGUACUUGAUUCAGGAAAUGGUUGCCUGUGUUCAUCAAGUUAUACUUUUAGCUUACGCUAGAAGAGUACCACGAGUACCAACUAUAACUACUAUAGAGAAUUGUAUGAAACUGUGUCCAAUGAUCGUACAAGGAUUCUGGGAGUUUAAAAACCCUCUUCUUCAAUUACCACAUAUAACGGAGGACAAUUUAAAAUACUUCCACGCAAAGAAGCGUCAAAUCAAAAGUCUUCAGCAAUUCGCACAACUGAAAGGAGAAGAACGAAGACUGAUUCUUAGAAACCUGUCUGACAGUCAAUAUGAAGAUAUUAUGAAAGUUCUCGGAAAUAUGCCAUACAUUGACUUUAAAGUACGAUCCGAAGUAAUUGAUGAUGAGAAUCCUACCGUCUACACCGCUGGUGCUAUUGUAACGGUAACAGUAUCGCUUACGCGAAAAGAUAUGAGACAUCUUUUUGGGGAUGAUUCUGUCAAUGAACAAAUGACGAUUGACGAUAAAGCCGGCGGUGAGGCAGUUGAAGAAGCUUCGGAGGAACAAAAUCAGUCAACAAAAGCUGCGAAGCCGGCAUGGCUUAAGCAAAAGAAAGGCCAAAAGAAGUCGCAUAAAAAGGGCACCAACAAGAAAUUACCUUCUGCUAAAAAUAUACAGGCGCAGUCUCAGGCAGUAGCUAACAAUACUCAACAUAGCAAUACCCCUAAUGCGAGAAAGAAGGAUGAUAAGACGGAGAAAGAGUCUUCCAAGGAGAAAUUGUCGGAUAUCAGCGACAGUGAGGCCGAGAGUGACCGAAGUGAUGACGAGGAUAGUCACGAUAAGAAGGACGCGUCUCUCGAUGACGAUGAUACCGAAUGGGAAAAAUUCCAACAAAGAAUUUCCAAGCGGGAGAGAGUAUUAGAGGGAAGGAGUAAUUUGUCACAUGAAGUGCACUGUCCACUCUUUCCAGAUGUUAAGCAAGAGUAUUGGUGGGUCUAUAUCUGUGAUCGCAAAAGUCAAACGCUGUUAACAACCCCUAUUCAUGUCACAUCCUUAGCACAGUUUGAGGAAGUUCAGUUAAGAUUUACGGCACCACGUUGGCCAGGCCUUUAUACGUUUACCGUGUGUCUACGUAGCGAUUCGUAUCUGGGCUUUGAUCAAGCUCAAGACAUCAAAUUGGACGUGAAAGAGGCACCAGAAGUACCGACCGAACAUCCGCAAUGGGAUAUCUCGGAUGAAGAAACUGCGGAAGAUGUGGAUGCAGCCGAUGAACAUUCCGAAUUCACAACCGACGAGGACAUUAGUGACAAUGAAUAAUAUGUUUCUCAUAUGUGAUCGGAAUAGAUAUAUUCUAAAAGUCCGCAUUUUCCUUUUUUUUUACUUUUCAAAUUAAUGUACAAUGGACUUUUAUACGUGGAAUUGCAUAAUCGUUGAUGUAUGUGGACAAUCUAGAAAAAAAAUAGUCUGGUGUGUAAGAUUUGUCAGUGUGGAGAAAGUAAUAGCGAAUAAAGAACAUAAUAUUUAUUUUAA
Molecule: messenger RNA, 2493 nt
Organism: Monomorium pharaonis (pharaoh ant)
Lineage: Eukaryota; Metazoa; Arthropoda; Insecta; Hymenoptera; Formicidae
Gene: Sec63
Product: translocation protein SEC63 homolog
Exons: 12
Coding region: 1-2280 (759 amino acids)
Biological process (GO): post-translational protein targeting to endoplasmic reticulum membrane; SRP-dependent cotranslational protein targeting to membrane
Cellular component (GO): Sec62/Sec63 complex
Molecular function (GO): RNA binding; transmembrane protein transporter activity
Source: RefSeq, a predicted model, not a curated record